AUGUCCACCACACAGUCGACACCUACAUCGCCAACGAUCCAACGUGUGAAGUCAGUCCCUAGAGUGCUCUCGUCUCCGCUGCGACCAACGUCGCCCCAAAGUUCUUCAACCGUAAUUCCGUCCAAUUCUCGUCGACCCUCACUUGGCGUCGGACAAACGACCCAUACAAAAACACCCGCAGGGCCUCUUGCAAAGUCUCGCGCUAGAGAUCUCUUGAGGAAGCACUAUGGCCUCGGAGUAGGUCCACCGCCACCUCUACCCGGGAGAUCAGACGACCCCAUGGAUUUAGAUUCAGCAGCCUUUGACGCAAAAUCAUACUAUGAACAACUUAUAACUGCAUCGUCUCUUUCGGCUCUGCUGAAGCGAGAGAAUGACCUACUGACAGAAAUACGACAACUUGAUGGUGAUAGGCAGUCUCUGGUCUACAACCACCAUCAUGAGCUGAUUGCAGCUAGUGAUACUAUAGCUGCGAUGAAGACACGGGCGGAGGGCUUGGACGUUGACCUUGACCUACUCAAGGCAGCGUUCUCAGAGAUAUCUCGCCUGGGUGCCAAAGUUUCCGUUGAGGAACAGCCCGCAGAUGGCAGCUCUCAUUUAUGA
This is a messenger RNA of Suillus subaureus, 600 nucleotides long. Its product is annotated as vesicular transporter. Bases 1 to 600 code for a protein of 199 amino acids. The record is from RefSeq and is a predicted model, not a curated record. Gene Ontology annotation, biological process: Golgi organization; Golgi vesicle transport; lysosomal transport. Gene Ontology annotation, cellular component: GARP complex; membrane; EARP complex. The transcript is spliced from 4 exons. Lineage: Eukaryota; Fungi; Basidiomycota; Agaricomycetes; Boletales; Suillaceae.